AUGAAGAUCUAUAAAUCAUUUGCAUUUGAUCAAAAUAUUCCACAGUCAGAUUAUGAAAAAUAUAUUAAUCCUGACGAUUUAUUGAAUGAGAGUUUUGAAGAAUUGAAAGGAGAAUUCAAAAAUUACAGAUCUAAGAAAGGAAGAGAUAUAAUAAAACAAGAGAUGGAAAUGAGAAAAUAACUGUAAUUGAAAAGUAUACUCAUAACUUUAAAAGUAGGAAAAAAAAAUUAAUCUGGGUUGGUUGCUUAACAAAAGAAGCAUGAGGAGCAAGAUAAUUAAAAAGACAUGUUAGGAAAUAUUGGAUUGUUGAUUCGAUAAUAAGAGAGGAAAUGCAAAUAAAUAAAAAAAGAAGUGCAGUCGCGUACAUAAUUGAAUAUAGACAUGCAGCAAACUUUGGUUAGGAUUAUACCAUGAUGAAACAGAAAAUCCAGUAAUUUAUUUAUGGGGACAAUUUAGGAAGACUGAUGUUACAAAAUAACCAAUAUUCAGUUAAGAAGACUUUGCUAAGUUGAUUUAAAGAGAGGACGAAGAUGAAUUGAAAUAAACUUAAACAAGAAUUAUGCAUAAACCUAGAGAGUUAAAUAUAUUUUUAAAUAUUAGGGGUUUUAAAUCUCGAUUCAUAGAAAAACAAGUACCAAUGUAUAAAAAUAUGGAGUAGUCUUCAGAAAUAGAUUCAAAAAAGUAAAUGGAUAGUAAAAUAUUAACGAAAUCAAAUAAAACUCUUAAACAGUAUUAUAAAUAUUUAAAAUAUAGAUUUGGUUUAUAAUAAUCUCGAGAAUCACCUUCUAAUGCAAUGUUUGAUGGUGAGGCUAAACGUAUAUCGAAAUCAUAUCUCUAUAAGACUUGGUUGAAAGGAGAAGAAGCAUAAAAUAAGAAAUUAAAAAAACCAAGGAGAACUGAAUCUUAUCAUAAAGCAGCUGCUUAAAGAGAAGAAAUAAAAAGCUAAUUGAAGGAAAGAGCAUAAGUGGCAUUCAAGAGGUAUGAAAGUAUGGGAAAGAGUAUAAAAUAUAUAUUAAAAUUUUAAGCAUGGGAGAAAUUUGGGGUAUUUUCAUAGGAUAUUUUGGAUUUUAGAAUGUAAACAUUAAAAGAGGCAAAGAUUUAAAGAUUGUAUUUAUUUAAAAAUAACAAAGAUUACUUGAAUAACAAGAACAUGAUCUUAAAAAGGUCGAAUAAAAUGAGUAAUAAAUUGAAUUAUUUUAAAAGGUAAAGAGAUACUGACAUGCUUACUAGAUUAGUGAAAGUGAUUACUAAACCUAAUUCAGAUAAUAAAGAAGAAGUUAAAACAAACUUUGAGUACCAUGAAUAAAGGUUAAAAGAUAUGAGAACGAAGACUAGAUAAAUUUAGAGAGCUGGAUUUUGAAUAAUAAUAUUUAUAAAU
Molecule: messenger RNA, 1378 nt
Organism: Paramecium sonneborni
Lineage: Eukaryota; Ciliophora; Oligohymenophorea; Peniculida; Parameciidae
Source: the annotation of a GenBank genome assembly